GCGAGCUAUACAAGUGUUGUUGGGUUUUGCUCAAAUAGGUUCUUUGAGGCUCUGUAUUCACAGCACCUCUGUAUUGGUAUCGCCCAAAGGCUAUAAAUACCCCGCUGAACUGCCCUCUACCCGGUGCACUGUGUGCAGCUUCGGUUGCUAAGGAACCGCCGAACGCAGGUGGCAUAAAGAUGAUGUUGCCGUAGUGGGAGAGCUGGUCAGUCCGGCAGGUUGAGGUGUGGAGGGGACGCCACUAACCACGCCAGGAGUCUGACUGAUGUUUCCACGGCCCUCCGGAGAUCUCCUCGUCCUCUCCAUGUCUCUCCCUGGGUUGUAGCUACAAUUAUGGUGACGCUUAUCACGGAGCAGCUCCGUAAGCAGAGUCUGGAAGAGCCUUAUUACAAGGCUUUCUCAUUCAAUGUGAAUGUGUCGUUGCCUGCAGUGGGCUCCAGUCCCACUGUCUCAUGGAGUGCUUGCAGAUCAACACAAGAGACCAGCUCAGCUCAGCCAUCAUCCAGCGCUAAUCCUCCUGAGGAUUCCUGUGGACCAGACUCCCUGUGGCCAUCUUCCCAUUCUGGAGAACCCGUCCAGAGACCGGAGGUUUCCUUCACAGAUGAGGCUUUCCAAAGCUCACCCCCACCACCACCCCCAAAACGCCACUGCCGUUCCCUCUCUGUUCCAGAGGACCUGUCUCGGUGCCGCUCUACCUGGCAUCCUAGUGCGUCCAAAGUUUGGACCCCAGUCAAACGUGGCUGUCAGAGUGGAGGAGCGUCUAGUUCGGGCUCUGGAGCCAGCUCGUUGCCGCUCUGUGGUCCCAGUUCCUCCUUCACCUCUUCAUCCCUACACUCCUCUUCUAGCCCUACCUUCUUCAGCUUAGCACUGUCCUCUGACUCCCCGCUACCAUGGAGCUUCCCAUGGGACCCCUGUGACAAACUCAAAGGCUCCUGUUCUGCCUCUUUUGCUACUCCUUCCUCCUGCUCCUCUUCACCAGCCCCCCUGGUUUCUCACUCAGUGCUGCAGCGCCGCUUCUCACUCUCUCCCGUGCACAUUCAGGACGCCUCUGUGGUUCUUCUGCCCCCCCGGCCCUCCCCUGCUUCUGCUCUGAGAUAUGGCUGCUCUGCAAUGGAGCACCCGGCCCUGUCUCCAUCUCCCACUUCAGCCUGCAGCACACCUUCCUCCUCCCGGCGCGACCUGCACCCGGCACUGCCGCGAUGCCAUUCACAGCCCUGUGACAUGCGCAAACCUCGCUUGAAGAGGCGCCAUGACGCAGAUGUUCUGCCCUGCCCCAGGCCAGGCCUUGACUUCAGCAAGAUGACACAGAUUGGUAAUCACGAGAGCCUAGUGUGUGGUUCAGCUGGCUGCACAGUCCAAGUGUCUUCCCAGGCAGAGCAGCACUCGGCCUUCUCCCCUGCUGAAUUCCUGGGACGAGCCAGCAUUGGGCCACUAAGUGAAAGUGAAGAAGAGGAGGAGGAGGAGGAGGAGGAAGACGAAAGAAAAAGGACUGUAAUAGAUGGAGGACAAAAGAUUGUUUUUGAAAGAGACUGCACAGAACUGGACUUGAACCUUAUAGAAGAGAACUGACCAACCCUCGGUGCUCCCAGUGUGAUUACUGCAUUCAUAACCAUGUUAAGCACACCUGUAGGCUUCGUGCGCUCUUCUGGCAGAGUCCUUGGGAACCUGCUGCCCUCCUAAGGCACAUGUCCAGAGUUCAUAAUAAAGAACCAAGCAAUUAGAAGCUAAUAUCAAAUUACAAUGUUAUAGGGAAAAUGUGCAUGAGCAAAUGAGCUAGUUUUCAUGCACAGAGAAUUUUGGAUAAUAUUUCAUACUGAUACAAGUCUUAAUUUGCGCUAAUCAUUAGUACACAUCUUGAUAACCUUACAUAUCCUCAUCAAAGAACACUGUAUACUGGAGUAAGCAGAAUGUGCUUCAUAUUUCCUCAUAAGUGAUUUGAAUACACACUAAAAGGUUAAUAGUCUAAUGGGAUGGAGGGAAGCAAUCCUCAGUGCCACAUCCGCUGGUGGUGUAUUCUACUUUAGUAUUUGGGUCUCUGAAUUAGGAAGUGACUGUAAUGUGACAUAUGGAGCUGUUAAAGGUGGACGUAAUGAUGCCAUGUGUGGGUCAAAAUAAUGUUUGAGGAAGACAAACAAGAUAGAAAUGCGACUCUAUAUGUAAAUGCUCUCCUGUAUGUGAACGGGAUACAUUCCAGGAUUUCUCUGCAGUUCCUUAAAGGUACAAUGUGCAGUUCUCAAAGUCCUCGUUAUGAUGCUGGUGGCCGUUACGUGAACUGCAGUCGGCACCCUGUCGCUCGCGCUCUGUAGGCGAGAGCGUCAGACAAACCGGUGACGUGACUGAACGCUGAACGGUGGAAAAUAAAUUACAAUAGUUUACUUAUUUAAAAUAACAUCACUAUCUGUAAUGUUCUUAUCGAGCUGGCAACGUUACGAAGCAACCAACGUCAGAUCCACGCGGCUCACUUUAGGUUCGGUUACAGUUCGCUACUGGCUUCGGUUGCUUUGUAACAUUAGCUGAUGAAGUCAUUUGCAAACGUUAACUAUAAAGUUUACCAGCCAGCUCGGCCUCAGAAGUCUGGGUGAAUUAGCGGACGUUAUCCCCUUAAGAUAUUAUUUCUAUAUUAGACAAAACCACAACAAUUUAUUUCACGUGCUUUGCCGAAAUGUUUGCUUUGACGUUGGACUUUGUGUUCGACUUGGUUGUAGGGGGUGCCGGUCGUUUGUUGACGUUAGUGGAUUUCAUUUCUCGGCGAACGUCAGCAGCUCAGUAGUGCGAACACACGUCACAUCUUUUGGAUUUUCCCAGAAAAAAAAAAAACAGUCCUCAAUCCUUUUACACUGGAAUCAGUCCGCAGGCUGUCGCAGGCAACCAAGAAAGUCAGGGAAGGUCUAAUUUUGUUAAGUUGCGUUACGAUCCGAUUAAUGCAAAUUGCUUUACAUUUUAUAUAUCGCACCUUUACAUCCCCUCACGGACGCCUGUUCUGUCAUUGAUUUAGACUUUGGAGUCACUCAUCAUCAAAGGGAAGCUCUUCUCGUCCACCUUUUUUUUGUUCGUAUAUAUUUUCUUUUGGGCGUUUUCACAAUUGCUUGAACAUUAACACACCUUGUCAACAAUAACACUGAUGAUACUGUAAACUGACCAUGCCUUAAGCUUAAAACACAGAGUUCUUGGUGCUCUGGUCUUCUUUUCACAGCCAGACAGUUUUUGCAGUCUCCAUUUUUGCGCCGAUUCAGAUAUUUUUGAACAGGUGGCACAUGCACUAUAACGGUCGAUUGAAUAAGUGAAUCGAUGCUGCAGCUGGACUCCAUAGGGCACAAUGUAAUGUACUGUACAGCCGUUUAGAGAGAGUACACACGUCGAGCCAAUUCUGAGUGUAUGUGACAAAGGCGGUAGUGACGCAGAUGAUUUGGUGGCCUUUCAGAAAUGAUUUUUCAUGUGUUUUCAGAUAGAAAAUAUUCCUGUUGCACAAUUUAUGUACAAAUAAAAUUUAAUAGAGAAUGAUA
Morone saxatilis (striped sea-bass) is the source of this 3503-nucleotide messenger RNA. It is a transcript of the gene fam53c, whose product is annotated as family with sequence similarity 53 member C. The record is from RefSeq and is a predicted model, not a curated record. NCBI's taxonomy places the organism in Eukaryota, Metazoa, Chordata, Actinopteri, Moronidae. The coding region runs from base 334 to 1569 and encodes 411 amino acids. Gene Ontology annotation, biological process: protein import into nucleus. The transcript has 5 exons. Gene Ontology annotation, cellular component: nucleus.